AGCCGAGGUGGGUGACGGAUGUCAUCAGCAUGCCCCAGUACAACAAGCUGAUCAUAGGGACUGGAAACCGUGAAAUCCAGCUGUAUGAACUCUCCAACCUGGAGCCUUACUGUCAGAUUGGCGGCCUGGAGACUGUCCCUCUGAGACUGGACUACUGUUACGAUGAUCCUGACAAGUGCCUGAUUCUCUACGGCGACGAUCAGGGACGUGUGAACAUUCUGUCAUUGGCUUCCGUAGGUGAACUAUUAAGAACUUGGAAGAAACUGCCCAAAAUUGACAACAUGCCAAACAUUAGCAUUAAAAAUGCUGUGGCCUCUCCAAACGUGAACUAUAUCUGCUGGAGUGUGCACGGAGACUGGGUUACUCAGUUGAACUACUACGAUUCUAUGAAAGCCGUCAUUUCAAGCUCCAACCACGAGCCUACUGCUCUAGUAAUAGGUUGUACUAUGAGAACAACAAAUGUCAAGCAAAAGAUGAAAAAGACAAGGGAUGUUAGGACAGAUGUUGAGGCAAGAAGACACCAAGCGUUCCCUGGUUUGCCCCAAAGGCGAGCAGAAUGUGAUCAAACCGUUUUUCGCAUCUACAAAGGUGUCAAGGUGUUUUCAUUCUGUAAAAGGAAGAACUUGCUGCUGACAGGUGGAUUGGAUCGAAUCAUUCGAGUCUGGAAUCCUUAUCUGCCUGGAAAACCGACAGGUAUGCUGAAAAGCCACACAGCUCCAGUGAUCUACAUCCACGCGUCUGCUGAGGAUAACAAAGUAUUUUCCAUGUCCGCUGACAACGCUAUUAAGAUCUGGGAUCUGGAGACGGACAGCUGCUUAUUUACUGCCUCGUCCAAAGCCAGCGGAAUUAAGGGGGGGUUCGCAGCCUGCCUCUAUCUCCCCCGCCCCAGAGCCCUGUGCGUGGCCACCGACACCGUCACCCUCCUGCACCUGCGACUAAGGUCAGCCCCGGAGCCUGCCCUGGCGGUUUCCCACCAAGAGCCCGUGGUGUGCUGCCGCUACAACCCGGCCUUCAGGCAAGUGGUCAGCUGCUCGGAAGCAUCUGAGGUAAAAGUGUGGGACUUUGAAGCAGGAAGGCUGUUGUCUGGAUUUACUGGGGCUCAUGGUGAUGCUGGAAUCACGUGUCUGACCUUUGACUCCAGUGGAAGAAGGCUAAUCACCGGCGGCAGAGAUGGCUGUCUGAAAAUAUGGAGCUACAACAAUGGACAUUGUCUGCACACACUGAAACACGAUGAAAAGCAAAGUGAAGUCUGUGAUUGUACCUACUUGGAGGUGAACCAAAACAAGUGCAUCAUAGCUGUUGGAUGGGACAGAAGAAUAAAUGUGUAUUUUGAUGCACCAUGUGACUUUCAUCACUUCUGGAAGCCACAGCCACACUGGCGGGAUGACCUGAACCAUGGGCACAAGGAGGACAUCCUCUGUGUGGUUCAAUGUCCACCUUUUCUUCUUGCGACUUCCAGUUAUGAUGGGGAGGUCAUUGUUUGGAACGUCGUCUCAGGCCACAUUUACUGCAAGCUCAACACUCCCAGCCCCUCUGAUGGUGCAGAAGAAGAAAAAGGCCCAGAGCAGAGUGUUUCCUGCCUCGCCUUCCUGAAGACUCGGGCUGCCAAGUUUGAAUCGGUGGCUGCUUCCCUAAUCGCCAAUGGGCCCCAAGGCUCUGUCACCUUCUGGAAGCUGUUUGGGGGGGCCCGUCCCAUUGCAAACUUCACUCCCUCCAGAGACAACGCACUGGUCAGCAGCAUAGCAGUGACAGCAGGAGAUGCCCUCGCAUACGUGGCUGACCAGGAAGGCUUUGUGCACAUCUAUGACAUCAAAGAGUAUGGCCUGCAGGGACCUGAGCUGCUGCCCCCGAAGAAGGUGACCUUCUGGAGGGCCCAUGUCAGUGUUGUGACAUCUUUGGAGCUGAUAGAAGAACAGUUUCUGCUGUCAUCCUCCCUUGACUGCACCGUGCGCCUAUGGAGCAGAGACGGGGAGUACAUAGGAACCUUUGGGCAGGACAGCCCCUGGGAUAUUUUCACUCCUGCCUCCUGGGGCCACCCUCGAGUGCCCUGUGAAGUUUUGACCGAUCCCCUGAGCAUGCCUGCUCAUCCAGUGUUGGACGGGGAUAUUGCUGCUCUGCGCACGGGAAAGGAGGCGCGAGACAACACAGUGGAGGAAAAGGCUGAGCCUGAAAAUACCCCUAACCCUUGCUCUCCAGAAGACUCCAUCCUUGAAGUCGAAAUGAAAGAAGACACAACUCGACGGCUGCCGCUGGGGCGGAAGGUGCCUUCCCGGAGAACCCUAGGGUGGCCCAGCCUCUACCAGAGCCUCCGGUGCCACCAGGUCACCUGCGUGUCAGCUGUCGGAGAGAAGCCAGACUUGUCUAUCAUCGGCUCGGAUUUGUUUAAUUUAAAUUUUCCUGCGCAGGAAGAAGAAGGAAGCGAAGCUGCCCAGAAGGAGCCCUGAUCACAUGGCAGUUUCCAUGUCUGGGCCCUGAAGAGACUGGGGUGCUAUUUUCUUGGCAAAUUCUUCUUCCCCAGUGAGUCCAGACGACUGAGGGAGAGGAAGCUUUGCCUGACGGGGGCAAAGAAGAACAAAACAAGAAAUGCUGUCUGUCCACCAGUGUGGGCUUCCUCCCCAAACCCCGUUAGAGUUGAAUUAAAGCGAAUGAGUCAGA
Molecule: messenger RNA, 2655 nt
Organism: Suricata suricatta (meerkat)
Lineage: Eukaryota; Metazoa; Chordata; Mammalia; Carnivora; Herpestidae
Product: WD repeat-containing protein 49-like
Exons: 24
Coding region: 30-2444 (804 amino acids)
Molecular function (GO): protein binding
Source: RefSeq, a predicted model, not a curated record